Messenger RNA from Thunnus maccoyii (southern bluefin tuna), 4080 nucleotides. It is a transcript of the gene syndig1l, whose product is annotated as synapse differentiation inducing 1-like. The transcript has 4 exons. Gene Ontology annotation, cellular component: membrane; intracellular membrane-bounded organelle. The coding region runs from base 576 to 1385 and encodes 269 amino acids. The record is from RefSeq and is a predicted model, not a curated record. Lineage: Eukaryota; Metazoa; Chordata; Actinopteri; Scombriformes; Scombridae.
CUCUGCGCGCACUGCGAAGCCCCUUGGACUCCUCUCCUCCUCAUCAUCCUCCUCCUCAUCCUCACCCUCCGCGUCUGUCUCUCUGAAACCUCCCCACACCAGGACUCAUCUCCCCCUCUCACAAGAAGCUGUUUUAACUUUCCGAAAGGCGACAACAUUUCAACCGACUUUCAAGGCAAACGGUUUAUUGGGUAGAGAGACCUUCAUUUUUACAGAGGAGAGAGAUUACGAUACUGUGACGGCGGUGGUAAUGCCGAGCGGAAACCUGUUCGCCCGAAAUGAUUGGCUAUUUCCACAAAUGAGAAAGUCUGAGAAAUGUAUUUUUCUCUGGGCGACACCGUCAGCAACCCAGCCAUAAUGUACAGGCGGAAACAAGCGAGUGUUUGCAUCCUCAAAACAAUACUUGGAUUGCCAAGAACUCAAAGAUCUAAGAGUGCUGAAUGCUGAAUGCCAUUACCAUCUUCACUGACAUCUGUACAUUGAGGAUCCUGUUUCACCAGUCACUCUUCCAAUUCCUCGCUAGAGCUAAAAAUCACUGAGAAGCUCCACCCGCUCACCUUUUGACCCCUGCUGCUAUGGAGAAUCUCAGUGAGCUCCAGAACCCGCUGUUGGACAAAAACAGUAAGCACAUGGUCAACGGUUAUGGGGGAGACUUCCCUAAUAACCAGUACCAGGAGAACAUUAUUAAUUACUUUGCCGGAGGCGGAGGUGGAGGUGAGGGCGGAGGAGGAGGUGGAAAGGUGAGUAAUGGCAAUGUUGUGAGUGGAGGAGGUUACAAUACCAACGGAAAGAUGAAGUCUCAGCAGCUUUUGGAUGCCACCUCACUGCAUCUGGCAGUGGAGGCCUUCUACAGGCCCAACUUCAUCCUGUACAAGGAGGACAGCGGCAGCAUCAAGGCUAAGGAAUACAAAAGUGAGUGUUGCGAGACCACCUUCACAGAGAAGAAGGUGAAGGAAGCGUCGAACACAGCGGGGCCGGAUGCGCCUGGCACGGAGGACCCCCAGGCGAAGCUGCUGGAGGAUGGCGAACACAUCAAGAUCCAAACAGUUUCCUAUGAGGUGGAGGAGGAAGAGUAUGUGGAGUACGAGACAGACUGCUCCAGCGACAGUGAGAGUGAGGACAACUUCAUAGUCGUCCCUCCUCGAGACCACCUGGGUCUGGCUAUCUUCUCCAUGCUCUGCUGUUUCUGGCCCUUGGGAAUCGCAGCAUUUUACUUCUCACAGGGGACCACCAAGGCGGUGCACAAAGGUGACUUUCCACUGGCCAACAUCGCCUCCCGACGCGCUUUGUUCCUAGCUGCCCUCUCCAUCACUAUAGGCACUGGUGUGUAUGUGGGGGUGGUGGUUGCUCUCAUUGCCUACCUUUCGAAACCAGGACACAUAUAGCAGCCACACUUUCCCGCCACACACUCCAGGGAGCCCAGGAAGAGAACCUCUCGGGAACAGCAUUGCUCCUGCAGGUUUCAAAGAAAGUUUUUUGGAGAUGUACAGUUUUUCCCUCCACCUUCCUUUCUUUCCAGUCUUCUCUCCCCACAGGCCCUCUGUCAACCGAGAUUAGCCACAGUGACUGGAGAGAGGUCAAGCUGGAGGGUGAGAAGAGGGGGAAUUGGGGAUAGACUAAGUUUUUUCUUUUUUUUGAGGCAGGGAGUGGGUUUGAGUAAUGGAAGUAUUCCAUGUUGGAGCCCAGUUUGCAUCCCAUUGACAUAAAUCCCUGUUGGCUUCAUCUUCUUAUGGUUGGCUGUUUUUUAACUUCCAAGACCCCUGCAGAGACUUUGAGGAGAAAAAACUGAGACAAUAUUAGUUCCUUAAACUUUUGAGCAAUUAGCAGAGGUCGAAGAGAGUUAGAAAUCAACACAGUAUCACACUCAAACCACGUGUAUGUUGUCUGCAGUAAAACCCAGAGCGUCUCUGUGGAGUCCUGUCUCCUCCUGUUUCCCGUCAUCUCAGUUUGCCUCCCAGGACAGUAUUUAACGUAUCACGUUAAUCCAUCUUGACAAAGGAGUGCUUACAUUUCCAGAGAAACUUUCAAAAUGUACAGAACUACUGUGCUGACAAUAAUGUUAUCAUUAAAGAAUAAAACUCUGAGAGGUGGAAAAAAAAUGAUCAAAUAAGAUUUGCAGAGACUGUUUCUUUCUCAUCGAACAAUAUGCAGUGGCAUGAAUUACAAGAAUCUCAAGCCUGUGCUUUACCUCUAAGAGGGCGUUACUAUCCAACCAUUGAAGACCUGAAAUCUAACAAAAUCAUACCAGACAGGGUUUGCCUAUAUGAAUACAAAUGUGUUUUGUUUUUACGUUUGUCUUUUUGCGCUCCCUGCUGUCUAAAGGCACCUUGAUUAAUCUCGCUUUAAGUAAUGUUCAUUUAUAGCCUUUGAAGUAAAGCACAGAUGUGCAGUGGCCAGAUGGUCAGAAAUUCAGGGGAACGGUGUCCAGCGUCUCACACGUUUGCUGCAUGUUUCUGGAUGCAGCAAACGAGGAUGUUAUAAAUGUUAUAAAUCAGGUAGAUAAUGUCAUUAAAAGGCAGGCCUUACGUAUCCUCUGGGGCUGCACAUAUAAACAAAAGUGUUACAAUCUGACAGCUUUGAAUUUAGCUGUGAUCAGUUAUUCUUUGCAUGACUCUAGCUAUGCCAGCAGUAUACUGCUACGCAUGAUUGAUUGGAUUUAGAACUUGUUUUUGUCAGAUCAUAAAAAAAAGUUUCAAUUAAAAUUGAUCAGGCUGUGAAGGGGGUCAUAUUUUUGGCAGUAUUUUAACCAACAUUCCUCAAUUAAGCUAUUAACACAAAUAGCAUUCUACAGUAAUAAAAUGCUGAGACAUUUCUAUUUGUUUCCUCACACUUUUUCAAGAAUUCCCACGCAAGUUUGGAAACAGACACUCAUGCAGACAAAUUCAUUGAAUCUUUCUAUGAAGGGCUUAUUGAUUACCGAUGUUUUGGUUUGUGUUUCUUUUAAAUAAUGUAAAAUUAAAGCCAGGCAGAUGCUAGUUCAAGCAGUGAAGCCUCAAGAGGUGACAUUAUACACUUGGUUUCCCUGCACACGUCCCGCAUUAGUCAUACCUGACAUUUAUGGUGCACAAUUAGCUCCCCGUAAUGGCUUUUUCUGAAGGAAUGUGUACUGUCUGGAGCAUAGCCCUAAAAUAGCACAACCACAUUAAUUUCACUAAUAAGCCCACUUUUGGCAUCACCGCUUGCAGUCAGACCCUGCAAGUAAACAAUCCAUUUACACAUCCCCAGCUCUGUGAACAUUUUAAAAUAAACAUGUAAGUCAGUUCUCUUGUGCUAAUGAAGAGUGAAUAUUGCCCAUAUUCUCCACGAGGGGACAUUUCAAAGUGUGCUUUGCUUAAAUAAAAACUGCAGCUACGACUUCAAGCUUUUUUUUUUCUUUUUUUCUUUCUUUUUUUUUUUUUUGCUGCCUUUGUGAGUAAACAUCCAGUUGUCUUUUGAUUAAAGGCAGUCAGAUAAAGACCUCGAUGAGCUGAACGCUGAUUGAUUUCUAGGCAUUUGCUCGGAGCCAUCGCAUUCACCUCAUUGAGUAUCUGGUCAUCUGAAAAGCUCGUUAUUCCUGGUUAUUACACUGUAUAUGUUUGGCCUUUUAAACGCUGACCCCUUCUGACCACAUGUUCCAGUGUUAACUCAUGAUUCCACAACAGUGUGCGUACAAAUCAUGACCAUCACUGUAACUAAACUAAAAGACUCUGUAUGUUUGCUUUCAUCUCUUGGAGAACGUUUUAUCGCUGAUAAUGAUGAACAUGCUUUGUGUUAUGUAGCGUGCCAUUCAAAUGAUGUAUUUUUAUCUGGCUUCUUUGGCAACCUGGUAUUGUGCGAUGUGUCACAACAGUAUGUGGUUUUCAAUGCUUUUUUUUUUUCCUCACUGUGAUGAGCUGAUGUACACAUCCACGCGACAAAGACAUUUGCUGAUGCGUUCCUCAAUGCCAGGGUGAUAGUGUUCUCUCUGUGUCGUGCUCUUAAGCCGAAAUUAAAGAAGAAGACUUCUGUUUUUUUAAUUUACAUUUCUGUUUUGGGAUUAUUUUUUUUGUGUGUGUGAAGGCAACAUGUACAUAAUGCAAAUAAAGACAUGUUCAAAUGUAA